AUCUAUUGUAAAGCAAAUAUUGGAUUUACUUGUAUUGGAAAAUAAACAGUGUCGAUUGUAUUGAGGUCAACUGCCACAUUAUCAAACUUUAUUUUACGCGAAGUGCAGUACGUAGUCCAUAAACAACCGUGUAUUAAACAUUUUAUGAUAAACACAAAUACAUUUUCUACUUUCGUUUUCGCUUCCGUGUUGUUAAAAAGAUCUAGAGCUGUAAAAGUUUGUUUUUGUUGAAAAAUAUGCAUCUUUUCUUGAUAUUGUCUGUUCAUAAUGUUAUAAAUCAUUUAGGAUUUAUUCCCGAAACUUAGUUUAAGGGAUAUUCUGGAUGGCUUCAAGUGAAAUCCUUAGUCAGUGUGUUUUAACAUUUGGUGUACCAAAGAAAUACACAAAAAGAAAGGUGUGUGAGGCAUUACAGAGAAACUUAAAAGAAGGACAAUACGUGGUAAAUGCUUCUCAACCGCUCGGGGAAUCAGACGAGUCAAAUGAAUGGGUAAUUCAGCUCAAUUCGAAGGAAGCUGCCAAGAAGUUGUGCAAUGAAGUGGUACAAGAAGAACUAUAUGUUGAUGGUGAUCAAAAGGUGUCCGUUAAAUAUGAAAAGGCGCAGUCAUUUCAAGUCCCGGAAACUUGGCAGUAUAACCAGGAAAAUGUAAAGUCGCCAUCUACUCAGACUGUUAGAAGAGCACAGGAGUCUGCUGUGUUUGAUUCUCACAAUGAUCUUCAGAUGAACAGACCGCCUGUGGGGGCAUUUCAAAACCCUAGACAACCAUUUCACCCAAAUGCAGGAACACAUUUUGGAUUUGGACUUCAACCAACAUCACCGAAUCAAACAAAUCAAGGAAAUCAGUAUCCAGUAGCAGCUCCAUUUUCAAAACAGACAAAUUCAGGAAAUCCGUAUCCGUAUCCAUAUCCGCAAACUACAGGUCAAACAGGUGCCGGGAAUCCGUAUCUACCAACAGGACCAUUUCCCGGUCAAACAAAUCCGAGGAAUCCGUAUCCACCAGUACCGCAAAGUACAGGUCAGUCAGAUGCCGGGAAUCCGUAUCUACCAGCAGGACCAUUUCCCGGUCAAACAAAUCAAGGAAAUCCGUAUCCACUAGAACCGCAAACUACAGGUCAAUCAUGUGCCGUGAAUCCGUAUCUACCAGCAGGACCAUUUCCCGGUCAAACAAACGUAGGAAAUCCGUAUCAACCAGCAGGACCAUUUCUUGGUCAAACAAAUCCAGGUAACCCGUAUCCACUAGCACCGCAAACGACAGGUCAAAUAAAUCCCGGAUAUCGGUAUCCCGCAACAGUCCCAACAUCGGAUCAAAUGAAUGCAGGAUAUCCGCAUCAAAUAAGAGCAUCAGUUUCAAGCCAGACAAACCCGGGAAAUCAGUAUCCUGCACCAACACGAGCUCCUAUGCAGGGAAAUCCAGGAAAUCAGUACUUUCAGUUUCCAUCUAGACAGGCUGAUCCUUGGUGUCCACCAUUCCCACAGUUUCCACAGAUGCCAAUGAAUGCAUAUCCACAAGUACCAGGAUUACAAGCAAAUUACGGUCCAGGAUUCUCACCGUAUCCUUAUUUAAGUCCUUCACAAAUGCAGGGACAAGGACCCUACUUACCUAUGAGUCCUCCACAGCAGCAAGCAUUACUUAUGUCUCCGAUAAAUGCCCAAGAACCUGUAGGAGAGCCCGAAAUAUGUAAAGAAAAACACAUGCAGACUAAAAGUCAGUCACCAGAGACACAAGAACAUACUAAAGUGCCAGAAAAACAAUCCAGCAAAGUGCAGCGUACACAAGAGAAAGAAGAGACUUCAAAUGAUUCAGAAGAUUUAGAUAGUUCAGUUAAAGUUGAAGGAAUUAGAAGUAUCACAUUGAAGCAGAAUUUAGAGUUAUACUUUGAAAGCAAAAAGAGAUCUGGUGGUGGCGAUAUAGAAUGUAUUCGCUACGACGUUCUAGACGAAGAUAUUAUGUACAUACAGUAUAAACAAGCAUCGGAUGCUAGUGCGGUACUGGCAAGAAAACAUAAAUUCACUGGACAAGAGUUACGUGUAUCACCAUGUGCUACUCUUCCAUACUGUGAUGACAAAGUUCUCAUUGAGGGUGUGAACACAGACACAACACGAGACUGCCUGUUUAACUUUCUGGAGGGGAAAGCAAACUGCACGCCAAUAGAUAUGCAUGUCCAUGCUGAAAACAAAGACGUAGUGUUAGUUACUAUGGAGACACAGACAGACUUUGAUGAAUUGGAGCAAGCUUGUCAAAGACACAAACUUGAAGGAGCUACUCUAUCAAUGUCACGUGUUCCCGUGUCAAACUGCUUACUUGUUACUGACAUACCUCCUGAUGUUACGUGUGAAACACUCCAGUAUUACUUUGAGAACCGACGUAAAAGUUACGGUGGACCUGUAGACAGAGUCCAGCUAAACGAAGACGGAAGUGCGUGUUUCGUUUAUUUUGAGAAUUAUAAAGAUAUAGAAAACGUCAUUAAAAAGACCCAUAAAAUCAGGAACGUGCAUUUGAAAGUUGAACAAUAUCAACCAUGUAUGGGUCUACCACAGUGCUUUGCGAGACAAAAGAAGAUAGCUGUACCGAAUGAUGUCAUAAUGAAAACGGCCAACCCGCACAAGUUAAAAUUCUUGAAAAACUCCCCGAAAAAACAAAGUGCCCUUGAAGAAAAACUUCGUACUUGUAAUGCAGCAAUGCAUUUUCCCUCUAAUAAGGAAGAUGAAAUAACACUUAAUUGCACGAUUAAAGAACCUACAACAGAUGAUUUACCUUCGAUAGAAAACUGGGAAGAAGAUGUAGCCAAAAUAUUUACGAAGAUCAUGGAUGAAAUGAUUGUAAAUGAGACAGUUGUUCCACAUGACGACUGGCAGUCGGUUGUUGAUAACAUAAAGCGCAUCAAUUUGGACAAUCCAGAUUCAGUGAUGGUGGAAUUGAAUGCCACUAAAAGCAAAAUAAUCGUUAUUGGUGACAAAGAUGUAGCAGAGCCAUUGUUCAAGGAAAUUGAAAAACAUAAAAACGAACAAAUUAGAGUAACCGAGUUGAAGAAAAGCAAAACAAAAGAGAUAGUCACUACAUUAAAGCCCGUAGAGUGCGGAAUGUUGAACUUGGUUGGUUUUCCUAGAGACAUUAUGGACACAUAUUCUACUUUGAAAGUCUCUAUUGAUGAGGUCUGCUCUGAAAUUGUUUUUGAAGGAACUCCGAGUGAUAUUAAUGAAGCUAAACUGAGAAUGUAUGAAACUAAAAGUAGAUUUGGCAUAUCUAAAUUUGAUGUUCCAGACAAUAUUUGUUUACAACUAUACCAGUCAAGACAAACUAGGAAGCACAUCUCUCAAAUUCUCCAGGAACGACAAUUACAAUGUCUCUUUGAAGUUGCUGAUGAAACGAUUACUGUUUAUUCUGAGAAUGAUGGCACACUUGACGUAUGCGUUAAAGUUAUCCGCAGAGCAGUUGUCCUACAUAAAGUUGAAUUAAACAAAGAAUCGAUGGAAUACUUAGAAACGGGUACGUUUGAGCAGAAAAUUGAGGAACUUCAACAAAGAAACGAAGGAAAGGUGCUUAUUGAAAUUUUUAGCAAUGCUAGUUGUGUGAGAGUUUGUGCAUUAGAAAACAUUCUUGAAGAUGUUGUUUGUGAAAUUGACGAAGAUAUCAGCAAAAAUGCGUCACUUCAGACUAAAGUUAAUUGCACAAGAAAUGAAGCUGCUUUUAUUGAAAUGUACAAGAAGGCUUCUCUAGCUGAUAUUGCUCAGAAACUUCAGACAUACAGAGUUAAGAUAUGUCUAGUACCAAAGCAUGCUGGCUUUUCAAUCCAAGGUCCUGAAGAAGGCAUAGCAAAGGCUAAAAAGCAGAUACAUGAACUUUUAAAGUCAGUCAAGGACAAGGACCAUACUUUCAGAAAGACUGGUUUUGCUAAGUUUAUAACGACAUCCAAAGGACGUGACUUGUUGAAUAUAAUAGAAAAUGACCUGUCUUGUUUAAUAGCCAUAAAAGAUAAUUCCGAUGACUCAUCAGUAAAACCGAAGCAUUCAGCUGGGAAACGACAAGCUCUGAAUAUAUUCGCUACGUGUACAAUACAAGACAAAAUAGAAAUCCAAACUGUACAGUGUGACAUCACUGAAAUUCCCGUUACAAUGAUAGUGAACAGUACAGACGAAAAACUUAGCAUGAGUUAUGGGUUGGGGAAAAUACUGGCCAUCAAAGGCGGCAAAGAAGUGAAAGACUCGUGCUGUGACUUUAUUGAAAAACAUGGAAAACUUAAAGAAUGUCGAGUGUUCCAAAGUCCUGCAGGUAAACUGAAAGCCAAGUACAUUUUACAUGUGACUGUUCCCAGUUGGCAGCGAGGUCAUGGCGCGAGCGACAAGUUGAAAGGUGCAAUCUUGAAUUGUUUGGGUAAGGCGGAAGAAUAUAACGCUAGAUCAAUCGCCAUUCCUGCAGUUGGCUGUGGAGCUGCAAGGUAUCCAGCUGCUACUGCGACAGACACAAUCGUCGCGGCAAUAGAAACGUUCUUCAGGAAAAACGAAGACAGCAUUGUGACGAAAAUUAUUCUGUGUGAUAUGAAACAUGGUGUUGUUGAAGAAUUUUCAAGAGCUCUCGUAGAUGAAUUCGGCAGGAAGAGAGUCAAGGUGAUAAAGAAAGAUGACCAUCGAGAUGCAUCAAAUAGAAAGAAAGAAAAGGAAGAUGCGGGAACAAGCAGGAGACGGAUACAUGCAGAAAAUGUUGAUAAAGUUACAAUUGGCAAUAUAACUUUAUCCGUUAUUAAAGGAUCAGUAGCAAAACAAAAGGCUGAUGCCUUAGUGAACAUUGUUGACAAAUCUGUCGACCUUAAAAGGGGCACAAUAUCUGCGACCUUGUUGAAAAAUGGAGGUGAUGAAUUACAACAAGAGCUUCAAGCCAAAUGUCCGAAUGGGUUAGAGAACGGUCAGAUUGCGAUCACUUCAGGGCAGAAGCUGUCAUGUCGUCAUGUUAUUCACGGUCGAUUAGGAGGUUGGAAUGGCGGGAACACGGAUUCCAGUAUAGAGGCGUUGCAUACAUUCAUGAAACUAUGCUUAAAUGGGGCUCAUCAGCAAAAAGUAGGCAGCAUAGUGUUUCCGGCAAUAGGGACCGGAAAGCUUGGAUAUCCGAAAGACGUUGUGGCGAAGGAAAUGAUUACAUCUAUUGCAACCUUCAGUAACGACAAUCAACAAUCGACAAUAAAAGAAGUCCGUAUCGUAAUUUACCACGAAGACUUCGCUACCAUAAAGGCCUUCGAGGCAGAAAGUUCAUUUUGGGAGACUGGAGAACGGCAUUGUCCGCGUGAUUUACGACAUGUUUACCAAGACAUUGAUGAUAGUGACAGUACUACACAAUGUAAAGGAAAAACUAAUGUGAAAGAAGGAAGGAAAGACUUACAUGGUGAUAUAUUAGACGAAGACACAGACUGUAUAGUUAACAGUAUUCCAUAUUCAAUGGAUCUGAAAAAGGGAGCUGUGUCGAAAGGUAUUUACAAGAGAUGUGGCGCAGAAAUUGAAACAGAGUUGGAAAAGAAAAAAGACUGGUUGAGGAAAUAUGAUCUUGUCACAACAUCUGCACCGAAUCUGGGAUGCAGAGUUCUGAUUCAUGUCGCAGUUCAAGACAAUACAGGCGGCUGGAAAAAGGUUGUGGAAAAAUCUCUGAAGAAAGCAGAGGAAAAACGACUGAGCAGUAUUGCAUUUCCAGCUCUGGGAACAAGUUACCGUAAUGAGCCGAGGGCAAUUGCUCAGUGUAUUGUAGCAGCAUUAACCCAUUUCGAAAAGACGAAACCUGAGCAUGUAUCCGAUGUUCGACUAGUCAUUUACCAGCGUGACAUGUUACAAGUGUUCCAUGAAGCUGUAAUCUAUGCUUCAUCCGACUCCCGAGAUGAAAGUGACACCGAGCAAUAUAGACGAGGGUACAGAUAUUCUGGCGAUCCGAAUACAAUCACAUUUACAAUACUGGCAAUGGAAUAUGAUGUUAUUGAUAGAGCAGUGUCAAGAAUAGAAAAAUGUUAUGACCAGAAAGAGUUUCAUGACGAGAUUAUUAAAACAUUUAACAUAUAUCACAAGGAGCAGUUAAAAGAUAUAGAGAGGCAGGAGAAUGUUUCAAUAAACUUGGACAAGAAUACAGGCAUGAUACAAAUACGUGGGUUGCGGGAAAAUGUCACGACAACCUCAGACAAAAUACACAGUGUAAUGAGAGAAGCUCUGAAAUUCGAAAAGAACAAAGCUUCGGCAGAUCUAAUGAGCCAUAUGAUUCAAUGGUUUUUCACAGUCACAGAUGGUUCCGGAGAAAAACUUGUUCCCUACGAGAAGCCAAUAAAUUUAAAAAUAGAAAAGGCUUACAAAGCGGAUGAGGCAUCUGUUACAUUUCAGGAUUCUAAAAAGGUAAUGUUCAAGAUAGAUUUCAAGCAAAUGAAGGGGUAUCCGGUAGAUAAACCGACAGAUACAAUAGCAGUUGUCAGAAAAGAUAAGGUUACAGAUGGCUCGAGUAAUGUCCCAACCACUUGGGCACCCAUGACAGGCAAUUUGAGCGUUGUGCAAUUGGCAAAUACGGAUAAAGAAUACAAUGACACAAAAACUGCCUUUCUAACAUCAAUCGGCGGCAAUGUCAAUGUUCUUAAGAUUGAGAGAGUACAGAACAAAGCAUUGUGGCAGCAAUACCAAGCAAAGAAGCAGCAAAUGGAACUCAGUAAUCCACCAAAUACCAAAAACGAGUCAUUACUCUGGCAUGGUUCAUCUACCGUCGGUAUUGAAAAUAUAAAAGUCCACGGGUUUGACAGAAGUUAUUCAAACAUGGGAUGUUCUUAUGGUGUUGGCGUUUACUUUUCUCCAAUGGCAACCGUGUCACGCGGUUAUGCUCAAACUGACCCUGCUGGAGUACGAAGAAUGUAUUACUGCCGGGUACUUACUGGAGAAUAUACACAGGGACGGUCCUCCAUCAGAUAUCCUCCGCCUAAGCCGUCCGGUGGUCCACAUGCAAAAUAUGAUUGUGUUGUGAGCAAUAUGAGUGCACCAACCGAAUUUGUUAUUUUUAAUGAUACACAAGCUUAUCCGGAAUAUCUUAUAUCGUUUAACCCAUGAAACGUAUAUUAGUCUA
Messenger RNA from Mercenaria mercenaria, 7070 nucleotides. Its product is annotated as protein mono-ADP-ribosyltransferase PARP14-like. NCBI's taxonomy places the organism in Eukaryota, Metazoa, Mollusca, Bivalvia, Venerida, Veneridae. Gene Ontology annotation, molecular function: NAD+ poly-ADP-ribosyltransferase activity; transcription corepressor activity; RNA binding. Gene Ontology annotation, cellular component: nucleus; cytoplasm. Bases 323 to 7054 code for a protein of 2243 amino acids. The transcript has 25 exons. The record is from RefSeq and is a predicted model, not a curated record. Gene Ontology annotation, biological process: negative regulation of gene expression.